UGAUAAUAUUAUAUAUGCAAGAUUUUUAUAUUACAAUGCUGUUAAAAAUAUGCUUGUGCAUUGUAAUCUACUUUAAAAUACACAUACUUUAUUCUUGAACUGUAUUGAUAAAAUCGCUAAAGAAAAAUGUUUCUGUUAUGCGUAACCAUAGUAAUAAAGACUAUAUCUUUACCAAACAUAGGUUAUUAUUACUCAUUCUACCGACUCAAGAUAUAGACUGUACAUUUCGCUGACAUUUGUGUUAAUAAUUUGAAUAAAAUGAGUAUAUUGAAAUCACCAAUCGAUUAUAAAAUAUUACAAGACGAGUUGUAUAAAGAGCUUAAAGCGAAUGAGUUAUAUAAAUUGCAAAAUGAUGCAAAAAUCAGAGCAGUGGAACAGGGAGUACCUACUUAUGAACACUUUAGACAAAUGGUAAAUGCAGCUCAUUUAAAACCACUAGAACCAAAAGAUAUUAAAUCUAAAUCUGCAGUAUUAUGGAAUUCCAUAUGCACAAAUCAUAAAUCAGAAUUUUUAACUUCGACAUAUGAAAAUGGAACGAAACUAAUUAAAGAAAAACUUGAUGAAUUUGCUAAUACAAUUCCAAAAAAUUAUAAAACAUUUAUUCAAAUGUGGAGAAAUACUAAUGAUAGUAAAAUAAAGUUCUUUUACCUUUAUAAUACCAGGGACAUUUUAAAAAGUACAAUAUUCAACAGCGAGAUUCCCCCAUUCUUCCUCUGCGAUAUUAUUAACGUAUGUCUUGAGUACGAAAAACAAAAUUCCUUGAAUACAGAAGAAAUUAAAGCAAUUAUCGAAAUUCUAACUACUCUAAGUACGUGUAACAGAUUUAAUCUUGCUAUAAAUUUCAUGGCAGAUCAUGAAAAAGAAAAUUGUUCUCGAUUACUUAAAUACUUGGAAGAUAAGGUAAAGUCUGAAGAUAUAACGGUAGAAAAAAACGCUAUUACAUCACUAAUACAAAAAUAUCAAAUUAUCUAAUCAAGUGAUAAAUAUCAUUGUAAAAAUUCUUUUCUUUAGAAUUAUUAAUAACU
Molecule: messenger RNA, 1025 nt
Organism: Vespula vulgaris
Lineage: Eukaryota; Metazoa; Arthropoda; Insecta; Hymenoptera; Vespidae
Product: coiled-coil domain-containing protein 103
Exons: 3
Coding region: 259-972 (237 amino acids)
Biological process (GO): inner dynein arm assembly; epithelial cilium movement involved in extracellular fluid movement; determination of left/right symmetry
Cellular component (GO): outer dynein arm
Source: RefSeq, a predicted model, not a curated record